GUUAGUUUAAAAUUAUUUGCCUGGCACUUCUCGUUCUGAACUGUAAAAAUGAGCACACUUGAACCUACCAUACGGAAUAUUUUGGACUCAAAGACUUUGCGUUGGAUCUUUGUCGGAGGUAAAGGUGGAGUAGGAAAAACAACGUGCAGCUGCAGCAUUGCUGUUCAAAUGGCUAAAGUGCGUGAGCGUGUCCUCAUUUUGAGCACGGAUCCUGCUCAUAACCUUUCGGAUGCAUUUGACCAAAAGUUUUCAAAAAAUCCUACCAAAGUUAAGGGUUUCAGUAAUCUUUUUGCUAUGGAAAUUGAUCCAAAUGUGAACUUAGGAGAGUUCGAAGAAGAUCUUGUUGGCUCUGAAGAAGCAGCAGUUUCAGCUGAUAUACGUAAAACCAUAGGUCACUUGAUGACUUCUUUCCCUGGGGUGGAUGAGUAUAUGUCGUAUACAGAGGUGUUUCGUUUGGUCCGUAAUAUGGAUUAUUCAGUUGUCAUUUUUGAUACAGCUCCUACUGGCCACACACUACGAUUGUUAGCAUUUCCAGAGGCUAUGGAGAAAAGCCUUAGCAAAGUAGUAUCGAUGAAAAAUCAGUUCGCUCCAAUUUUAAACCAGUUAAUGGGCCUAGUCGGAAUGAACAGUACACAAGGGGGUGAUUUAACAAAUGCAAUAGAAACACGUUUACCUAUCGUUAAAGAAAUAACAAAGCAGUUUAAAGAUUCCACUCAGACUACAUUUGUAUGUGUUUGCAUACCAGAAUUCUUAAGUAUGUACGAAACAGAACGCUUAGUUCAAGAACUCACUGCACACGAUAUUGAUGUCCACAAUGUCAUUGUAAAUCAACUGUUGUUUCCGAAUUUAUUAUCAUCAUGUGAUUCCUCAUCUAAGGAUCAUUCAAAUGAACCUCCAUCUACUUGUCGGAUGUGCUUGGCACGUCAUCGAAUACAGUCGAAAUACUUGGAGCAAAUUUUAGAACUGUAUGAAGACAUGCAUGUCAUACAAUUACCUCAACUAGAAAAUGAGGUGAGAGGAAUAAAGUCUGUUCAAGACUUCUCCGAACUUCUGUUAAACCCCUACCGUAGGAAAUAAAAAAUUCGGGGUUUGCACUUUUUUUGUAAAAAUGGUGUCGUUUGUACACUUUUGUAAUUAUUCUUUCCUUUGAAAAAAUAUUGAACGUUUUUUUUAAUGAACUGAUUUGAAGAUGACAUGCCCAUUAACAGUUGUUCCUUAUUUCUUUAAUACUGAAAACAUCCUUUCUAGUUUUUCAUUUUAAGUUACUUUUUAAUUCGUAUAUGUAAGGAUUCAAAAAACCCGUUCAGUAAUAUAAUUGACACAUUUCCAACAUAGAUUAUAAUACAUAGGCGUCUGAAAGGGAAUUUCGAUGUUUUUAUUUUGAAAUAAGUUUCUGCAUCUGUUGUUCGUGUAAGAUAUUUCAAUAAUCAUUUUGAUUUGUGCAUUUCUAGAUAAUGUAAUUACACAUUAAGUAAUUUUACUUUCAGGAUUCUAAUCCACUCAGAAAACGUACCGAAAUUUUAUGUUAUUUUCAGUUCUUCUUUAGACAGCUUGGUAUACUCAUUGUUUUUACGCCGUUUAAAAUGUACGUUGCAUGUUACCUUGAAACCUGCAAUUACCUUGAAAUUCCUUUAAACAAAACAAGUAAAUCUCAGAGAAAAUUUAGAAAUUCACGUCUAGAAUCGUUAUUAGACGUUACGAUCUCAA
This is a messenger RNA of Schistosoma rodhaini, 1707 nucleotides long. NCBI's taxonomy places the organism in Eukaryota, Metazoa, Platyhelminthes, Trematoda, Strigeidida, Schistosomatidae. The record is from the annotation of a GenBank genome assembly.